Messenger RNA from Bufo gargarizans (Asiatic toad), 2738 nucleotides. RefSeq lists its product as uncharacterized. The transcript is spliced from 7 exons. Bases 52 to 693 code for a protein of 213 amino acids. Gene Ontology annotation, cellular component: external side of plasma membrane; apical plasma membrane. The record is from RefSeq and is a predicted model, not a curated record. Lineage: Eukaryota; Metazoa; Chordata; Amphibia; Anura; Bufonidae. Gene Ontology annotation, biological process: wound healing, spreading of epidermal cells; negative regulation of cell-matrix adhesion; positive regulation of cell migration.
GUCAUCCUAUUGCUGGUGUUCUCUCGUUACACAGGAAUCAUCGCAUCACAAAUGGCACGGAGUGGAUUUUCUGCUUUCCUCCUUUUCCUUGGUCUGGUGGUUUCUUAUGUGAAUGGAAACACCGACUUGUGUGAAACCAUAUUGAAAGCCACCCCUAGCAAUGCCAGCGUUUCAGAUUUUAACUUGACUGUCUCUCCUGCUCACCUUCUUAGCAAUACAAAUUACACUGUUAAUGUGAAAGGAAAUGGCAGUUUUACAGUCCUCUUACGAGCAGUUAAUGAGUCAACUCCAGUAGGGAACUGGUCUCAAGGAACUAGCUGCAAUGGAAGUGCCCUGUUUACUGGUUAUUUCGUAAAUAACACGCUCCUCCAAACAACAUGGACUUCACCAGACAAUGUGAAAAAUGUCACAAUUAAGGCUUUUAUUCACGAUAACACAACUACGUUCCUUUUACAAAAACUCUUAGUCUUAAGCCAAGAUACCAGUCAAACAACUAUAGCACCAGUUACUGUUAACAGCACACAAAAUUCUACAGCACCAGUUACUGCUAACAGCACACAAAGUUCUACAGCAACGACCAUUCGUGUAGCUCAAACCACAAGUGCAGGUUCUAUAGACCAAUCCAGUCUUCUAUCUGUGGCUUUAAGUAUGGUCCUCAGCCUGCUCCUGAUUCCCAACAAGCAUCACGUCUAAUGGAUAUCAUACAACAGGAUGUUUCAUAGACAUUUAAAAAAAAAAAAUGUUUUCAGUUAUAUAUACGGUACAUGAUUUAUUGUUCUGAAAAAAAAUCAAAUUUCUUAAGAGAAGCCAAUCUAGAUUAUGCCAUGAAAUCUAAGUAUACAUUAAAUUGGUUUUCUGUACAGUAAAAAAUAUUCAAAAGAGAGUCAGAAUGGCUUUAAAAAAUUAGAAAAAAAUUCUCACCAAAUGUCUACUGCUCCCAUUCUGAUGCCUAAAGGGUUCCUAGCCUGUCACAGUUUUUUUGUGACUAGUCAUGCUCAAUGGUCACAUUUUCUUUGUUGAGAGGGAUCAAGAUAGUGUCUGAUGGUAACUAAUUCUGACCCUUUUUCAAAAAAAUUUACCAGAAGGUCGCAAUGAUAGAAAUCGAAUGGGUUACUAGGAUUUAAAUUAGGUAAAAUUUGUAGCCUUAUGUAAUAUAAGAAUUUUUGUCGAGAGAAAAUUAAGCAACACCAAGGAUGGUUUUCCUGUUGGACUGUGGUAUCUAACUGGUGGAUUUGGCUUUUCUUUAUUUGUGAUAAUAGUUCUGACAAUUUGUAGCCCUUAAAGGGUUUGUCUCAGUUCAGGAAAUUGAAUUUAUCAUUUAGAGAAAGUUAAUACAAGCCACUUACUAAUGUAUUGUGAUUGUCCAUAUUGCUUACUUUGCUGACUUGAUUCAUUUUUCUAUCACAUUAUACACUGUUCAUUUCCAUGGUUAUGACCACCAUGUAAUCCAGCAGCGGUGGCCGUGCUUGUACACUAUAAGAAAAAGCGCUAGCCUCUCUGGUGGCUGGAAGCCUGGGACUGCAUAUAGGCUGGUGCCUUUUCCUAUAAUGUGACAGCACGGGCACCGCUGCUGGAUUACAGGGUGGUCAUAACCAUGGAAACGGGCAGUGUAUGGUGAUGGAAAAAUUAAUAGAGAUGGGGCCUAAACUUUUUUCACAAAAGAAGACUUGUAAGAAGAAGGUCCUGUUUCAUUUAGUAUAGGAUCCUCUAUCUACUAUACAUUUUAUGCCUCUUCCAGUUAUAAAAUUUGCUAUACAUUAUCGUAGUCACUGCAUCUUCAUCUAACUGCACUGCCAAAUAUAACUUAAGUAAUCCAAUUUGUUCAGACUAAUUUAGUAUAAUAGACAUUUUGCACAUAUUUUUCAUACUUAAUAUCUAUGUCUCUGCUACUGUUCUAAUUUUUAAUAGACCAUUGCAAUUUGAACUAAUGUUUUAGUUAUUGGCACGGCCAUUGAUUUGUAUCAUGUUAAUGCUUGGUUAAAUAUUAAGUUCAGUAAUGGUCUCUUUGUUAGUGGGAACACUGGAUACUUAAUGCAAGCCAGGUAUGAUCGCUAACAUAGUUAACUAGUUAAUAUUUAAUUUUCGUUAAUGGAUAAGCUAUUCAACCGGUGAGAUAUAAGUAUCUAUCAGGUUCAUAUAUAAUAAUGAUAACAUGGAAUGAAUUAUUAGGUGAUUUAUAAUUUUUCUAUAUCUGCUCUAUUGGAGACCGUCAGUCGGCAUUGACGUUAAGCAAUUUUAGGUUAAAAUGUAACCAUGCAUUGCUUAUGAGGUAGACAGGAGGAAAUUAUAUCACUCGCCCCUGUCCACCUCUGCCUCUUGUACAAAUGAAAAAUCCAAAUGACUGAGUUCACCGCGUGCUCAAUUACAGGCAAGUCAACAUAUUAAUAUAUAUGGAGAAGUCUAUUUCUUCAACUUGACCGUCUAUACGCAGUGUGGUCCAUACUUUACCAUCUGCCUGGAAAAAUAUAAAUAGGACUAUAAAGCUGAGAUGUCAAAUAGAUCUAGUGUUUGUACAAAAGGCAGGUGGGACUGAGGGAUAUUAUCUUACUAGAUACUGAUUAUGAGCACAUUAUAUAGUGCAGUUUUUAUUAGCCUGACUAACAUGAAAGUCCACAUCGGCACACAUCACAUGGAGCCAACCAUCUGGUGGUCACAAUAUGAAGAGUAAUGCAAAUCAAUCAAGUUAUGUGUGCCAAAUGUAUUAACCAUGUGUCUUUAUAUAAAAUGUUUUACAAAAA